CGCCAACGCCGCCGCCUGUUUGCAUCGCGUGCGCUGCAUGAGUUUCGCCAGUUUCCACGCCAGUGAUUGCGGCGAAGAGGCAGGUGCCGUGAAAGGUCGCGUUUGUUUGCCUUCUUGCCCUUUCUCGCGGACACCGUUGCCGUGUUGCGUGCGUGUCGGAUGGUCGUUCGCUCGAAGCCGUCACCAGUGUCGGCAACCCAUUCUGCGGCUAUCGAAGGACCUUACCAGCAGAAGGAGCGACCCUCAAACGACAUGCGUUGACAUCCGGGAGUGUAUCGGUGGAGUAGUAUACCCGUUACUGCUAUCGCAAAUUGCGUUCGGAUUUCACUGACCACGCAAUCCCAGCUGCCAACUGUGUACUGUGCACGCGAAGUGUGUGUCUGUGUCUGUGUGUGUUUGUUGCGCGCGUUGACUCAGCGCUCAUCGUACAACUUGUUUCGCACGCAUGGCGCUAAACCGGCUGAAGGCUUGUCGCGGUCUUCAGCCGGUUCCCGAGGAGUCUGCAGCCAAUGGAACGACGGCUGCUGCACACCCGGGUGCUGCUGCUGCGGCUGCGACCCUUCCGCUGAAUACACUGGAGCAGUGUGUCAAAAAUGCUGAUGGCACCAACCCGAACAACGCGAGCGCCACCGCGGACCGCAGCCUUCGGCGUUGGUGCUCCGAAGACGCAUCCGCGGAGCGGCCUCUACCCGACAACGUCUCCGAGAAGGAGUAUCGCAUCUGGUUUCCACGGGCCGAAGUGUCCCACGAAGACUCCACCGACCGUGCUUCGAGCGACUGGCGGACCUUCCGGGAGUACCGGUACACCGAGUGCUCCCGGGCCGGUCGACUCGAGAAGACCCUCUCUGUGGACGAAGUCUACAAGGGAAAGGACUCUAAAGGUACUGUGGCCGCCGCGCUCCUAUCAGCCCACGUUGGCGUUCCACUGCGUAUCUUGCUCCAAGGAUGAGGACAAAGGAAGCUCAUUGGGCGAGGAGGGAGAAGGACGCUGCCGGAUGCUGUCGUCGACCAAGAGCGAACUGUUCAGGGAGCACCGCGGUCAGCUGCUCUCGCGGCUAAUAGACGGCGACACUUCUACGUGGCAAAGGUCGCCGCAGCCGCUGGAGAGGGACAAGAAGCCAAAGCUCUCCGAAGACCCAGGGACGGAUGACACGGGCCGCUGGGAAAAGGAAGCACUAGAGUCGUCAGUGUGCCAAACGAACUCCGAGAAGGUUGCCUUCGGAGGCGACGACAUUGCCAAGAAGAGUAGAAGUUCGGACGUUCCGAGUUUCAACGAGGGAGGGCUGGCUUCGACGCCAGCGUCGAGGUCUCUGCCGGAAAACAUGAACAAGGGUGACAUCCAUCUCUCUGUAAGCGCCGUUGUACAGGACGCGAGCCUCGUGUCCGUGGACGACGAGUUUGACGACUCCAAGUGCACUUACGUGAAGGUCGACAGUGUGGACUCUGAGGUGGAGGACGAAACCGACUUGGAGGGUAGGGAAACUGUGAUUGGAGCACCGUCGCCCGACGAAUUGGGAUACAUAGAGGAGGAACCGGAAGAGGACGAGGACGAACCCAGGGGAGUUUCUGAGAUUCAAAGAUCAUCUUCCGGUACGACGCGUGAAACUCUUGAGAAUGAAAGUAGCAGCGUAGUGUAUUCAGCUACAGAAUGCCGGCACCAGGAGUCGCUCUCUUCGAAGGCGGAUGUUAAAGAAUCUAGUGAGGCUGGUGCAAGAGGAAACGGUUUACAAUUCAACGGAAGUACUUCAGACGCGGCUGCUCGCUUGAUUGUUGACCUGGACGCACUGGUAGAUGGAAAGUCUCAAAAGUGCCAUAGUGAAGACUCCAAAGACUGUGCGCUCGACGACCAAAAUGCAAGGCGACUUAGCCACGAGCAGAAGGAACAGAACGAUACGGCUGAAGCAGCACCACGUCUUGACGAUUUGUCUGACGCGGAAACAAAUGAAAGUGACACCAAAUCGGUGGAAUCCGUUAUUUCGGUGAAAGCCGAGGCCGUGCUUUUGCCAAACAUGAAUGGCCAAAGCAAAGAAGGAGUGCUUGUAGACACUGUCGAUAGAUCUGCCAACAAAAAAGAAAGCAGUUUAGACGGUGCAGAAAUAUUAGGCAACAGCGAUAGGCUAAAUCAAUGGCUCUUUUUGAGCGAAAUUGUCACCGUAACGGAGUCAAGUGACGUUGCGACAUCGCAAGAAAAGAGUGGCGAGAGCAAGGAGGACAUUUCGUUUUGUAUGAAUGUCACAGAAGACUCAAACGAAACGUCUAAAGACGCGUCAAUUUCUUAUAGUGAGUCUACCUCUAGCACCGGCACUUCUAAUCAUGAAUCGUGCAGGGCUGAAAACAAGAGCGAACAGUUUUCAAAGCACGCAAGGGACCUCCAAGGAGCUAAGCAUGCUCACAAGGACCUCACUGAAAGUCUGCAUAGCACUGUACACAAAAAUGAGCGCGUGUUUGGCUCAGCAAGCCUCAGUCGCCGAGAAGAGUCACGAAACUUUGAAGACAGUCACGAGUUAACGAAAGAUGCAGCUGCGCAUAUCUUUGACGUCAGUGAACGUAUCGAGGAAGUACUGGACGCUACCUCAAAGACGGUCGUAAGUUCAGUGACGUCAAAAUACACAUUCAACAACGAAGAGGACGUCAGUGUUCAAGCUGGCAAGGAGCACGCUUCCACCAUAGAUGAAUGCUGCCGAUACGGCUCCGAUGAAAGCUCGAGUGAACAGCUAGAACAAUCAUCGAUCGAAGCUCCUGGACCGAAAGAACACGAGUUUUCUCAGCUGCUAAAGACAGGGACGUUGACUGAAGAGGCGUGCAAGCUCGAAUCAGUGACUCGUCUCACCAGUGUGGACGAGGUCUCGGAGAAAACACAGGAGAGUGUUACCUUCAUAACGGACGAUUCACUCUUGAGUAGGGACGUUGCCAGUACCAAAAGGGCAAGUGCUGACAAAGAUGGAGACCAGCGUGAAAAUCCAGACGUUCCACGAGGCGUCAAGAACAGCGUCGAAAAGAUUCUCGAGAUCGAAGAAGUGCUGAAACAAGACACCUACCGAAGUGCCGAAAUGCGCUUUCUAACAAAUACGGAAGUCGAGGCGCAGAACGUACUCAUGUGUUUCACGGAUUGUGAAGAGCCUUGGAAGCAAACAUCGAAAACUGUUUCAAGCAUUCUAAAUGAUUCAACGUCUAGAAAAAGCGUCCUGGUUGAUGACGUAGGGCGUGUUACUGGCGACGUUAAGAAGCGAGACGAACAUUUAAGAGAGACAGGAAUAAAGGAAUUUCAAGAAGACGUAAUAGAACGGUUCGACAAUCUGGCACUCAAGAAUGGUAGUGGGUUUCAAGCUGAGGGCGUGUCUGUUCUUGAUAACGCUCAGACGCCGAAUGAAAAUGCGAAUAAAAUUCAAGACUCCGGCGUGCUCGUAGAAAUAGGGAGCGUGACUGGCGAUAAAGAAAACGUUCCAACGAUAUUGGCUGACGAGCAUCAUCUCUUCAAGGAACAGGAGACCUCUUCGGUUGAAGGACAAGAUGGCACGGGUGUUAUGAAUACAGUGACCAGCAGUGUUCACGAGGAAAGCUCAUUAUCGUCUUCUAUAAAAGUCAGCAUGCUAAAAGACGUCAUCGCACUGAACAGGACAGAUGACGCAACCAGCGUCGACGAUGUGUCACUUCAGGACGACAACGACCAAGGAUUCGAAUCUCUUCCUUGUGACCAGACACUUGAUCCGGAAGACUUGAAUGGCGAACAAGUGAAAGAGGAAUCAGGCGAUGCCAAAAACAUCCUGUCCGAGCACGAUGAUAGCAACAGAGGUGCGGACAAAUUGACCGCCUUAUCGGCUGAACUUGUUGGGCCGGAGAAAUCCACGCCCGUUAGUUUGCAACAUGAAACAGUCGCACAAAGUUCGUCGACUGAAGCCACUGACCUGAAGAAUGAGGCCCUUCCCGAGCCUGAGCUUCGAAGCAGAAUUAGCACCGACAAAGUUGACAAUGAGGGCAGAAGCACAGAAAGUAUUGUUAAUGGAAUUGCAUUAGACGAAAAAGUUCACUCCCUGUCGGCAACGAGCUCUGAGAUUGAAGAACACGAGGAGACAAAGCUACAGGCGUCAGAACGCAAUUCAGGUGAGGGUGAUUCUGUGGUUACUGGCAAACGCAAUAUCACUGAGAUUACAGGGAACAAUGGAGGCAACGAAAACAUUUACGUCAAGGGCAUAGAGGAGAAUACAACGAAAACAUCCGACCCUCACAGUAUCGACACAUCGACGAGUCAGCAAAACUUACAGGAGGAGGACGAAGCAGGCAUGCACGACGAAACGUCCGAAGAGCUCGCAAGUGAACAUUCCGGGAACCGAACUACCACCGAUGACAAGAUCGGGAAGGCCAGUGACGACACCUCAGCAAAUGGCUCACAAGACAUUGCAGUGCCUACUGAAUCUAGCGAACGAAAUGAGAUAUUAGAAGAGCUUGUAACCGAAAAACUUGUUAACCGGAGCAGCAGCGACGCAAUCAUUGAAGUAAAAGAAGAACGUUUCAUGAAACAAUCGUCCGUAAUUACAACGCAAAACGAAUCGAGUCGGCGACACGAAACAUCGGAAGAACUUCUGAGCGAAGAAUCUGCGAAUCAGAGCACUAGUGACAGCGAGAUCGUCAAACUAGAGGCAGAUCCAUCAGACACAAAGUUGCCAAACAUUUCAGUGCCCGUUGAAGAAAGCGUGCGCAAAGAAACGUCGGAGGAGUCUGGCAGUGAACGAACUACACAUCCUAGCUUCCGGGACGUCGAGGUCACCGAACCGAAGGCAUUAGUUCGAGAACUUUCAGAUCUUGUAGAUACUGGAGCGAGUGUGCCAAAUGAAGUGUCAGAAGGAUCUGAAGGCGGAACGCCAUUGAGCCAGAGUACUAAUGACGAGAUCACCGUAAUGAAGGCCAAUACACCUGUAAGCGAGAUAUCAGAGACAAGAGUGCCUAACGAUGUAAGCAUACAGGGUGAAUUAGUCGAAGUUUCUUCAAAUGAAGAGUCUCCAAGUCAGAGCACCGGCAACAAAGAUGUUACAGGGGAAGGAGAAGAGGCAUCGACAGAACUGCUGUCAAAUGAUUUAAGAACAGAAAGUAAGAAUCCUGAUGCUAUUGCAAGUGACAAGUCUGUGACCCACAUCACUGAUGACCAGCAUGCUACUAACGUGAAGGAAGAUUUGUCAGUAAGUGAAUUUCUAGAAAUGGCAGUGUCGAAUGAACUAAGAGCACAAAGCGAAACGUUGAAUGUACUUACAAGCGAAGAACUUGCGAACCACAGCAACACGAACGUCGAUGUCACCGACACGAAGGCGGAGAUAUCACGGGGUGAGGUUCCAGAAAUCGUAGUGAUUACUGAAGCGAGUGAAGUAAAUGAAACGUCGGAAGAAUCUGCGAGUGAAGCGACUGCGAAGGAGAGCACGAACGAACAGAUUACCAAGGUGGAACCACAUACAGCUGUAUGCGAGAUGCCAGAGAUAGCAUUUUCCAGCGAAUUAAACACGCAAAGCAAAGCAUCUGAUGUACUUGCGAGCGAAGAAUCUGGGAACCGUGACAAGAUUGCCAUCGCGGUCACCAAAGUGGAUGAAGAGGUAUCAGUUGGCGAUGUUGCGACAACCGCAGCGUCUACUGAAUCUAUUGGGAGAAAGGAAGCAGCGGAACAGUCUGCAGGUAGAGUGCCUGCGGAUCAGAGUACGAACGAAAAGAUUACUGGGGCGGAGCAGGACACAUCUGUGUGCGAGUUUCCAGAUAAGGCAUUAUUCGGUGAAAUGAGCGCACAGAGCACGGAUGCACUUGCAAGCGAAGAAACCGGGAAAGUGAAUCUAGAAAUGUCAGCCGGGGAUGUUACGGAUAUCGCAGCAUGUGCUGAGCCUAUUGAACGAAAUGAAAGGCCAGAACAACCUGUAAGCAAAUCACCUGCAGACGAGAACGCGAACGAUGAGAUGGCCAGAGCGCAGCAGUACACAUCUGCAUUCGAGUGGCCAGGUAAAACGUUUUCCAGAGAAUCAAGCGCGCAAGUCAAAACACGAGAUGCACUUGCGAGCGAAAAACCUGUCAAUGGGAGUGCCGAUAACCACGAUGUCACCAAAGAAAAUGCAAAGACGUCUGUGAGUCAGCUGCCGGAAAUACUAGUGUCUUAUGAACCGAACGUCAAGAAUACAUCUGAGGAGCUUGCGAACGGGGAUACUCCUUGCCCAGGGACGAGCGGCCCCGCAGUUACGAAAGUAACGUCAUUUGGCGAGGUCCCAGGAACUGUAGGUUCUACUGAAGCAAGUACGCCAUAUGAAACGUCGGAAGAGUCUGCAAGUGAAUUGCCUGUGAACCACAACACCGCAAAAAGAGAACUCGACCAGAUCGAAUCAAAUGCAUUAGUAGGCGAGUCACCAGAGACAGCAGCGUUCAUCGAAGCUAGCUUGCAAAGUAAAACGUCUGACAAAUCAUCGAGCCAGGAGACUGGGGGCCAAAAUGACGAUAACUGGAGCACCAAUCUGGAGAGGGACAUUUCGGCGAGAGAGUUGUCAGAGAUCAUCACCUCUAAUGAAACGAUUAGCCGAAGUAAGAGUCCUGAAGAGUCUGCAAGCAGAGACGCUGCGCACCAGAGUAUCACUAAACACGCUGCUGAAGUAAAGGAAGAAAUAACAGCAAGCAAAUUUUCAGAGGUCGCGAUGAUUGAUGACGCGAGCGUGCAAAAUAAACCUGGGAAGUCCGAAUGUGAAGAAUCUGCCAAAGAAAGCAGCAGUGACAACGACGUCACUAAAGUUAACGGAGAAACAUCGAACGAGUCGCCGGAUAUGAGACUGUGCAGUGAAGAGAGCGUCAAAGGUAAAACAACCGAAGAUUGUAUGAGCGAAAAGCCUGUUAACCAGAACGUCGGUAAUGAUGAACAAAUCGCCAAAGUGGACGCAGAGACACCCGAAAUCGAAUCAACAAAUAUAGGAGAUUAUAAUGAAGUGAUCAUGCAGAGUAAGACAACAGAAAACCUGACAAACGGGGAAGAUGUGCUGCAAAGCGUCGAUGAUUGUAACACUGAAGUGUACGGACAGAUAUUAUCAAACGUACUACCAGAGAUUGUAGCGCCUGAUAACGCACAAUUGAAAACAUCUAAAAACUUCAAAGUGAAACGGUUGAGGAUGAAAACACCGAUGGUAUUGUAA
Molecule: messenger RNA, 7142 nt
Organism: Rhipicephalus sanguineus (brown dog tick)
Lineage: Eukaryota; Metazoa; Arthropoda; Arachnida; Ixodida; Ixodidae
Exons: 2
Coding region: 594-7142 (2182 amino acids)
Source: RefSeq, a predicted model, not a curated record